Serpula lacrymans var. lacrymans S7.9 is the source of this 463-nucleotide messenger RNA. RefSeq lists its product as uncharacterized. The coding region runs from base 35 to 358 and encodes 107 amino acids. The transcript is spliced from 3 exons. Gene Ontology annotation, biological process: double-strand break repair via homologous recombination; proteasome assembly; mRNA export from nucleus. Gene Ontology annotation, cellular component: proteasome regulatory particle, lid subcomplex; proteasome complex. The record is from RefSeq and is a predicted model, not a curated record. Lineage: Eukaryota; Fungi; Basidiomycota; Agaricomycetes; Boletales; Serpulaceae.
GUCACGAUAGUAUCACCUAACCACCCACGAAACAAUGUCCUCUUCAGCAUCUACCUCCAAAGUGCCAGAGGAGACCAAAAAGCCUGAAGAGCAGACGAAAGAGGAGAAUACGCAGCCUCAUCUUGGCAGUCUCGAGGAGGAUGACGAGUUUGAGGAAUUCGCUACUGCAGACUGGGAUGAUUCUCAAACUGAUCUGGUUCACCUAAAUGGCACUGCUCCGGGAGCUGCCAAGUCGGGAGGAGAUAAGCUUUGGGAGGACAACUGGGACGACGACGACAUCGAGGAGGAAUUCAGCGUACAGCUAAGAAAUGAGCUCACAAAAUCGAGCGGGGGAAGUGGCGAGGCAAUGCAGCAUUGAUCGCAUGGUGCCAUUUAAAUCUUCUGGGUUUCUCCAGUACUUUGUGUAACCAAAUACUCUAUGUAUUAUUCACUGUCAAUCAUAGACUUUAGUCCCUGUUCCUCA